AUUUGGUGGAGUGAAGUUGUUAAAUAAAUAACGAGAGAAUGCGGUUCCUUCAUUUGCUGUUAAUUUUAAUAAUCGGUUAUGUUAGUGCAGGUCAAAAUGAUCGUUACUUAGUAUCGCCAAAUCCAGAAAAAUGCAAGACGCGCACUAAGGAAUUUCAAUAUGAUGGACGUAAUUAUUUUUAUAGUGGUCAUGAUAAGGAAUUAAAGGACCAAAAAACUGAUUGGCUUGACUCUAGAAAUACUUGUCGAGAACGUUGCAUGGAAACUGUUUCGUUUGAGACUCAAGCUGAAUUUGAUUUUGUCAAGAAGUUUAUCGAAGAAAAGAACAUUAAAUUUAUUUGGACAUCAGGAAGAUUAUGCGACUUUGCCGGCUGUGAAGGUCGUUGGGAUUUAUUGCCAAAAAUUGUUAAGGGAUGGCUAUGGUCUGCGAAUCAAAAACAACUUGAUGACACCAAUAAAAUUCCAAAUGGAUGGGAUUACACUCCUUGGUCUCGAAAUGGAACAUUAAAAAGAAAGCAACCAGACAAUGCUGAGUUUUUCAUCAAUCAAGCUACCGAGAGUUGUCUAGGAGUUUUAAAUAACCAAUAUAAUGAUUCAGUCACGUGGCAUGACAUUGCUUGCUAUCAUAGAACCGGAUUUAUUUGUGAAGAUUCCCUUGAAUUAUUGAGCGAAGCUCAAGAAAUUAAAUCACAGAGUGAAAAUCGUGAGGAAAUUGUUGAAAUAGCUCCACAAAAGAUUAUCACAGAACCUAAACCGACUACAACUUCUGCACCAAGAAGUUCAAGAGUAACAACCAGUGCUGCUAAAAUUACAACUGAAAGAAGAACAUCCCCUGUACCUACAACUGUAAAAUCAACGACAGAAAAGAAGAUCCCAAUAAUUUCGCAAACAACAGCAAAUGAAGAAAAGACAACCGAGACACCAACGAACAUAAUUGAGACUUCAAAAGGUCCAAAAUUCGGAGGAAGACGAACAAGGACUAGAACCACACCAAGCUCUACUACAACUCUAGAAGAGACAACCUCACAAUCUACAACAACAACAAAGGAAGCAAAAAUAGUCGAGGAUAUUGUACAAAAACCAAGAAAAUUGAUCUUAGAUACAGAAGAACAAAUUUUGGACAAAGUUCAGGAAGAAUUACCAGACAUUGUGGCAAAAUUACAAGACCAACCUGAAAUAAUCGUUAAAGUUGAAGAUGAACCAGUUAUUAUUGUUAAAAUAGAAGAAGAGAUAAAAUUGACUGAAGCACCAAUUAUUGAGGAGCUCACAACAGUUGAAGCAAUCACAACAGAAGAACCAAAAGUCUCAACAAAGAAAACCUUUAUAAAGCGCAAGAAGAUUUUUGGUAAACUCAAGCCUCGACCAGUUGCUGUUACUGAAGAACCUGAUUCUUUCUCUCCAGUACCAGAACAAUUACCUCCAGUGUCAGAAGUAAAAAAGAAUUUCAGAAAAAUCAAACCAAGACCAACAACUACGUCUACAGAACAACCUGAUGUAAUUGUAUCCACAACCGAACAGUUAACUUCAGCACCAAUCGCAAGAAAGAGCUUCAGAAAACUAGUCACUCGAUCCACAACUUCAGUGCCUGAGACUAUUCGUACAUCAGAAAGUUUGGAAGAUUCAUCAAGACCCAAGAAAAUAUUUGGAAAAUUAAAAUUCCGUACAACCACAACAAAGGAAGUAGAGUCAACAUCGACUACCGUUGAACCAGAAUCAAUUUCGACUUCCGUUGAACCAGAAGAAAUUACCAAAACAGAACAAUUGGCACAGGAGAUAUCAGAAAUUUCCACGGAAUCGAGUCUGUCAAAAAGUAGCGAUGAUUUGGUAGAACUUCAAAAAAUUGAUGAACCUAUACUUACAACGACAGAAGAGCCUGAACCAGAAGAACGACGUGCAAUUCCAAUUAAACGAAAACAAGUCAAAUUGUAUCGAAAAGUUUAUAAGACUACAACGGAAGCAUCAUUUGAUGGACCAUCACAAAGCAUUGAUAUUAACGACGAAACAACAAAAUCAUCACCAAUUCCCAUUCGAAGGAAGGUUUUCAAGCAACGAUUUAGAGAGAGAUCUUUAUCUACAAAUAAAUAAGUCAGGACCAAUCAAGGACCAGGAACA
Messenger RNA from Chironomus riparius, 2111 nucleotides. The record is from the annotation of a GenBank genome assembly. NCBI's taxonomy places the organism in Eukaryota, Metazoa, Arthropoda, Insecta, Diptera, Chironomidae.